Molecule: messenger RNA, 1521 nt
Organism: Camellia sinensis
Lineage: Eukaryota; Viridiplantae; Streptophyta; Magnoliopsida; Ericales; Theaceae
Product: E3 ubiquitin-protein ligase RDUF2
Biological process (GO): protein ubiquitination
Cellular component (GO): cytoplasm
Molecular function (GO): ubiquitin protein ligase activity
Source: RefSeq, a predicted model, not a curated record
UUCUCUCUCUCUAUAUCAAACCCUCUCUCUCUCUCUCUAAUCUACAUAUCUUCACCGUCGAUUCUGCAUAAUUUCCGGUGAGUUGUGUCUAUUUGUUUGAGAAAUCUCAGAUUCAACAAGGUCGCUUGAAGAUGCCUCCGACGGCUUCGUAUUGGUGUUACAGGUGCUCUCAAUUCGUUAGGGUUUCGGCCGACGACGACAACGUCGUUUGUCCCUAUUGCGAUGGUGGAUUCGUCGAGUCGAUGGACGCUGCUCCGGCACCUGAAUCUCGCCGCAGUUUCCCUCCGGCGGCGAUGUACGUGUUCUCCAACAACUCCCAUCGGAACUCGAAUUUAGGGUUCCGCCGUCCGCGACGGAGCCACCGCGAUCGCUCGGCCUUCAAUCCGGUCAUCGUGUUGCGCGGACCGGCCGAUGACGGCAGCGAUGGCGGUGAAACGCGCGUCUUCGAGUUGUACUACGACGACGGUGCCGGUUCUGGCCUCCGACCUCUCCCGGCGACCAUGUCUGAGUUUUUGAUGGGGUCAGGGUUCGAUCGAUUGCUUGAUCAAUUGACUCAGAUCGAAAUCAACGGUUUGGGCCGCCGCGAACAGGCUCCGGCGUCAAAAUCCGCCGUUGAAUCGAUGCCGACGAUCGAAAUCGUAGCCGGACACGUCAGCUCCGAAUCGCACUGCGCCGUCUGUAAAGAAGCUUUCGUUCUCGGAUCUGAAGCUCGUGAAAUGCCUUGUAAACACAUAUACCACUCGGAUUGCAUACUCCCUUGGCUCUCUCUCCGUAAUUCAUGCCCUGUUUGCCGCCACGAACUCCCCUCCGACGCGUCCGAGCUCGAAAAUGAAGGCCCCUCACGAGCACCAACCGAAGAAGAGGCGGUUGGGCUCACAAUUUGGAGACUACCUGGUGGUGGAUUUGCGGUGGGUAGGUUUUCAGGGGGAAGAAGAGCAGGUGAGAGAAACAUUCCAGCUGUGUAUACAGAAAUGGAUGGUGGAUUCAAUAAUAGUGGUGGUGGUUCGAGGAGGAUUGUGUGGGGGUCGAGGAGAGGCAGAUCGAGAGAGGGCACUGGUGGUGGUGGGUUGGGUAGGGCUUUUCGCAAUCUGUUCUCGUUUUUUGGGAGGCUGAGGUCGUCUUCUUCUUCUCAUUCAUCAUCACAUUCUAGUUCUAGUUCAGAAUCUGGAUCACCAUCAAUUAGCAUAAAUCAGAGCCAUUCUGGUCCAGUUUUCAGUAGGUUAUCUAGGCGGCGUAGCAGACCUUGGGUUUUGGAAGAUCAUGGAAUGGCGAGGUAGGUAGGGAAGAGAAUUUGAUGAAAUGGUGAAUUGAUGAAUUUUCUUUCACUGUGUAAAUAGUUUGCCAAUUGGAUACUAGUUUUCAGGAUUAUGAAGAAAAUUGUUUAGUAUGUUUUUCAUGAAAUGGAAAUUCAUCAUGGCAGCUGCUGGAAAAGGGAUUUGCUUUGAAGAUUGUAGAAGAAAAUUACAGUUCCAUUUUAGUUAGGGAAAUGGGCUUUUGGAAUUGGAAUGGUUUUCAAAAGCA